Cladophialophora psammophila CBS 110553 is the source of this 936-nucleotide messenger RNA. RefSeq lists its product as uncharacterized. The coding region runs from base 1 to 936 and encodes 311 amino acids. NCBI's taxonomy places the organism in Eukaryota, Fungi, Ascomycota, Eurotiomycetes, Chaetothyriales, Herpotrichiellaceae. The transcript has a single exon. The record is from RefSeq and is a predicted model, not a curated record.
AUGCCAGCUGCCCUGGAAAACCACCACCGGGAUCUCAUUUACAAGGCAUCGCGCCAUCCGACCCUCACCAACGAACCCGGUGUCACGGUAACAAUGGAUGAUGGCGAAGAGAUCAAGCUCGAGCCAAUGCACUUUUAUGACAAGCCGAGUGUGAAUAAGAGUAUCCUCAAAUUGGUGAGACUGCUUGACGGCAACCAUAACGACACAGAUUGGAACAAUCUGCCUCCGUUCCUUCAUGGCUUGGUCAUGGCAAAAAUCAAUCUCCCUUCCAGCUUUUACGAGAAAAUCACACGAAAAGCCUGUGAAGUGGGCAAAGAACGGAUCAUCUUGCGAUGCGCGGAGAAGCCGACCGAAACAGGAAUGAGGUUGUCGCGACAGGGAGUGGCCCGGGAGUUGAUGCUGGGUUUCCACAACCGUGCGGUUCUGGCGAAUUUCCAGGGUGGCGAGCUCGAGGCGGCUUCGCGGCGAGCCGAAUAUGUUGCACGAAUGUUGGAAGAUGAAUUGCACGGAGGCGGCAAGCUGCCAAAAGGGGAGGUGGACGCGAGGAAGGAUCCAGUUGUUCUGGCGGUGCUGCUGGAGCUUGCGGCUGCAAAAGCAAUACACGCACAUGGUGGCCAAGACUAUGAGGGAAAAGUCGCCAACUAUGCGACCAAGCUCCUUCACCUAGACAGCAAGGAGCUACGUUCGCAACUCGAGCAACAAACAGAGGUAGAGCAGAACUACGCAUUGGUACAACUAUUGCCGAUACAAAAUUCGAUGAAAUGGGCGCUGAAGGUCGACUCGGUCAAGAAUUCCGAUUUGCGGAAGCAGUUGGAGGCUGAACUGAGCAGCCUGGCCAAGGUGGUGAAUGACACCGCGCAAAGCAUUCAGGAAAAAGUGGGAGACAAACCAAGAAGGAGUCUGAUCAUGUAUGAUCAGCUCGGUGAGAAGAGGUAG